GCUACAAAAACUUUUGUACCUAUCACCUUCUACAAUAAUUGAUGCGUAAUUUUUAUUAUUUUUACAAAUAUUUAUUGAAAAAUUUUAUUAGUUUUUAAGUUUAAAGUAUUUAUUUUAUACAAAGGCAAAAAAGCCACUAGUGAUUUGUGAAAAAUAUAUAAUAUAUAUACAAUAGUUUUAUCAAUAUUUAGACGUAAUAGGAUGUCUCACCAUAUAAUGUCAGAUAGUAAAAAAGGGGACAGGAAAAAUCCUGUACGAUUUAAGGCACCAUUAUCACCUACACCAGUUAUCGAUAUAUCUGAUGACGAAUUGGUGUCAAUUUCAGUUAAAGAUUUGAAUCGUCAUUUAAAACUUAGGGGUCUUACAAGAGAAGAAAUUGUUCGUAUGAAACAAAGAAGGCGAACAUUAAAAAAUCGAGGAUAUGCAGCAUCUUGUCGAAUAAAGAGAAUCGAACAGAAGGAUGAAUUGGAGUCUGAAAAGACACAGGUUCUUGGUGAAUGGCGGGAUAUGGAAAUAAUGCAAGAAGAGACAGCACGAAUUCGAGACGAAGUUCAAAGUUACAGAACACGUUUUGAAGCGUUAAAAAAAUUUGCUAUUGUAAAUAAAAUCCCAUUGCCACCUGAAUUAACAGUAAUUUAGGUUUCUCUUAUAAUUAAUUGUAUAAUAAUAAGAAUUAAUUUAGGCAAUUAGCCCGUUUAUCCAAUGUAGGAUAAUCCUAAAUUCGUGAGUUCUUUGAUGAGCUGUGGUCCCUAUAUCAUGUUUAUUCUCUAUUUUUCGAAAACGAGAGUCCUACGCGCUAAAAAUUGAUAAACAUAUUUUUUUUUUGUGUUGUUUACUUUUAAUCAUGUA
Chrysoperla carnea is the source of this 849-nucleotide messenger RNA. RefSeq names its product transcription factor MafK (gene maf-S). Bases 202 to 639 code for a protein of 145 amino acids. The transcript is spliced from 3 exons. Gene Ontology annotation, cellular component: nucleus. Gene Ontology annotation, molecular function: RNA polymerase II cis-regulatory region sequence-specific DNA binding; DNA-binding transcription factor activity, RNA polymerase II-specific. Gene Ontology annotation, biological process: regulation of transcription by RNA polymerase II. The record is from RefSeq and is a predicted model, not a curated record. NCBI's taxonomy places the organism in Eukaryota, Metazoa, Arthropoda, Insecta, Neuroptera, Chrysopidae.